GUUCUGGCGUCAUCAUGUCGUCACUUCCUUGUUAUGAACUUCAGCACAGAUCAGAAUCAGAUCAGAGUCAGGCUGCUGCUGCUAUCAGUCCAGCUCAAGCGCAACUUCUGCCCGCUCUCUUCCAGCCGGUUCACCACAGCACCCGCGGUCUCUAGCACAGAAUGGCAGUGGACUGGUGGGGCUUCGCUUAUGCUGCAGCUCUGGCUUUGGGCGGCUUCAUGGGCUAUAAAAGAAAAGGAAGCGUGGUGUCAUUAAUUGCCGGACUCUUCUUUGGAAGCGUGUCCGCGUAUGGAGCAUACAGAAUAACGAACGAUCCGCACGAUUACUGGACCUCUCUCGUCUCCGCCGGUGUUCUGACCGUUGUGAUGGGAAUGAGAUUCAGGAAAUCUGGGAAACUAAUGCCUGCGGGAAUCAUGGCAGGACUGAGCCUCCUCAUGGUUUUGCGACUUCUGAUCUACUAAAAGCUGACGGACAGGCCACGCCGGGACCUUUCUCUCAACAUCCACCGGACAGUUUCAUCAUUCGUUUCACAGCAUCUUCACUUCUUCCCAUCAAACUGUAUCUUGCACAUUCCAAAUAAAUCUGUCCAUUUUAGA
Messenger RNA from Puntigrus tetrazona (Sumatra barb), 596 nucleotides. RefSeq names its product transmembrane protein 14A (gene tmem14a). Gene Ontology annotation, cellular component: mitochondrial membrane. Gene Ontology annotation, biological process: regulation of heme biosynthetic process. The record is from RefSeq and is a predicted model, not a curated record. Bases 162 to 461 code for a protein of 99 amino acids. Lineage: Eukaryota; Metazoa; Chordata; Actinopteri; Cypriniformes; Cyprinidae. The transcript has 5 exons.